Messenger RNA from Phragmites australis (common reed), 1365 nucleotides. RefSeq names its product calcium-binding protein CBP-like. Lineage: Eukaryota; Viridiplantae; Streptophyta; Magnoliopsida; Poales; Poaceae. The coding region runs from base 400 to 1146 and encodes 248 amino acids. Gene Ontology annotation, molecular function: calcium ion binding. The transcript has 5 exons. The record is from RefSeq and is a predicted model, not a curated record.
CGCCGGCUUGCACGACGACGGCGAGGCCCAUGCUUGAUCCUUCAGUGUUCAGCCCCCGUCGUCCGCUUCAGGAUUUGGUUUCCGGGCGGAGACGUGGAUAGCGUAGGAAAAAACAGCGGGCUUUCAAGUCAAACGCGUGGCGGGGCCGAUCGAGAAGCGGUCGGCGGCGGCCGCGGGAAAGCUUAGCGUGGGCUAUCUGUCUCCUGCCCGGCGGUGGAGGUCGCGUCGUGGCCUUGCCAGGACAAGCGGUUGCUUAGCCUGGUCGCUCACGCGUCGUGUCGCUGGGAAUUGCAGAGUAUUUUAGCGUCACCCCGCGCCGCUUCCGACCGGCAUCACACCCCACGCGCCCCUGCUGACCACCUCACCGGCCACCAACACAAAGCACCCCACCUCCCUCCGAUGGCUGGCUACAACCGCUACGGCCACGGCUACGACACACAGGGCUACGGCGGCGGCGGCGGCGGCGGCUACGGCCAGGCGCCUCCUCCCUCUGCGCCGCCCGCGCCUCCCUCCUCUUCCUACGGCCACGGCCAAGGCGGGUACCCGCCCUCCUACCCGCCGCCGCUGCAGACGGCUGGGGGAUUCGGCUUCGGCUUCGGCGGCGUCGCGUUCCCGCCGGGGACGCACCCGGACGUGGAGCGCGCGUUCCGGGCCGCCGACCGAGACGGCAGCGGCGCCAUCGACGAGCACGAGCUGCAGGGCGCGCUCUCCUCGGCCUAUCACCGGUUCAGCAUCCGCACAGUCCGCCUCCUCAUGUUCCUAUUCAUUAACCCCGCAACCUCUUCGCCGUCACGGAUGGGGCCAGCAGACUUUGUGUCGCUCUGGAAUUGCCUUAGGCAAUGGCGGGGCAUUUUCGACAGAUAUGAUAGGGAUCGGAGUGGAAAAAUCGACUCCCGUGAGUUGACAGAAGCGCUCCGCAGCAUUGGAUAUGCUGUUCCACCUUCUGUUAUUGAGCUUCUUAUAGCGAACUACAACAAUGGUGUAUCCUGCAAUGGUGCUCUAGACUUUGACAACUUUGUGGAAUGCGGGAUGAUUGUGAAGUGUUUAACGGAAAAAUUCAAGGAGAAGGAUACCCGCUACACCGGCUCAGCAACGCUCACAUAUGAUGGAUUCUUGUCAACUGCCAUCCCCUUCAUCGUCCCUUAGCUUCUUUGGUUUCUUUAGACCAAUCAGGCUGUAUGUUUGUACCUUUCUAGUUAUGAUUAUAGUGGAAGUGUUCUCCCCUAGCUUGUGCAAAAUGGAAUUUUUGUGUCCAGUGAGUAUUGUUAUGUCAGUGUUUAUAACCCUGCCCCUUUAUUCUUGCAAAUAUACUUGAUGUGUAUAACUUCGGUUUGUAAAUUAACUUUGAGGUAUAGUUUCGUGAAA